AGUUGAUCAAUUUCUCUGAAUACCAUUAUUACUUCAACUUACCAUAUACAAUAAUCAGAUACAGAUAAUUAGUGCCUACAAACCGUUUCCAAUCCCAUUUCUUGUUUUUUCCGUUCAUCCAUUGGUGAAGAACUGAACAUCAGUGAAACAGAUUAUCAUCAUCGCAUAAACAAUGUUGUCUCCCUUCAACGACUCGCUCGAUCAAUUCGGUGCCAACUCACCGGCAGACGCAUCGUUUGACGACGGCUACUCCUUUUCCAACUUUGAUUCCACCGUCGCCGAGUCCCCCACGCCGAUCUACGUCUCCGGCGGAGAAUUCAUUGAUCCGACGUAUUUCUCGUCGGAUACCAAUGAAAACGGUCUGAUUCUUCUGCCACCGGCGGAGAUGGAACUCGAGGAGAGUUAUGCGCUCCGUGAAUGGAGAAGACAAAACACAAUUCGGUUAGAGGAGAAGGAGAAGAGAGAGAAGGAAUUGUUGAGCCAAGUCAUAGUUGAAGCUGAUGAGUACAAGGUUGAAUUUCACAGAAAGAGGCAAAUUAGAUCAGAAACAAACAGAGUGGCCAACCGGGAGAAGGAGCAGGUACUUGUUGCUAAGCUAGAGAAAUUCCAUGCUGAAGCUGACAAGGAUUAUUGGAAAUCUAUAGCAGAAUUGAUACCUAAGGAAGUUGCUACAAUAGAGAGGAGGAAAGGAAAGACAGAGCAGGAGAAGAAGGCGUUGGUUGUGGUGCUUCAAGGACCUAAGCCUGGGAAACCCACUGAUUUAUCCAGAAUGCGACAGCUACUACUGAAGCUCAAGCAAAACACCCCUCCCCACCUCAACCAGUGCUCGUCGUCACCAAAGAACCUAUGGCUGCUAAGUAGUUAAAGGAUUUGUUGCUAGAUAUGGCUCUACAAGUACAACUUUUCAAUUGGUGUUACAUUUGGACAGCUUACAUACAAGAUUCAAUAAUGUCUUUUGAGUAAA
Salvia splendens (bonfire salvia) is the source of this 964-nucleotide messenger RNA. Its product is annotated as clathrin light chain 2. Gene Ontology annotation, molecular function: clathrin heavy chain binding; structural molecule activity. The coding region runs from base 173 to 865 and encodes 230 amino acids. The transcript is spliced from 3 exons. Gene Ontology annotation, biological process: clathrin-dependent endocytosis; intracellular protein transport. NCBI's taxonomy places the organism in Eukaryota, Viridiplantae, Streptophyta, Magnoliopsida, Lamiales, Lamiaceae. Gene Ontology annotation, cellular component: clathrin coat of trans-Golgi network vesicle; clathrin coat of coated pit; plasma membrane. The record is from RefSeq and is a predicted model, not a curated record.